GAAGACCUCUCCUCCCACUAACACCAAAGCCAGGAGAGGUACCAACUCCUGAAUUUCAGCUGGAGAAGCGGCCACAGCACAAUGAAGCUUUUAAUAGGCCUUGUUUUCUGUUCCUUGAUCAUGGGAGUCAGCGGUGAAGGCUGGUAUUCGUUCUUCAAGGCGGCCGUGCAAGGGGCUUCGGACAUGUGGAGAGCCUUCUGGGACAUGAAAGAAGCCAAUUACCGAAAUUCAGGCAGAUACUUCCGUGCUCGAGGGAACUAUGAGGCUGCCCAGAGGGGCCCUGGGGGUAUCUGGGCUGCAAAAAUCCUCAGGUGA
Hippopotamus amphibius kiboko is the source of this 315-nucleotide messenger RNA. Its product is annotated as serum amyloid A-4 protein-like. The record is from RefSeq and is a predicted model, not a curated record. NCBI's taxonomy places the organism in Eukaryota, Metazoa, Chordata, Mammalia, Artiodactyla, Hippopotamidae. The transcript is spliced from 3 exons. Gene Ontology annotation, cellular component: extracellular region. Bases 82 to 315 code for a protein of 77 amino acids.